This is a messenger RNA of Xylona heveae TC161, 729 nucleotides long. RefSeq lists its product as hypothetical. The transcript is spliced from 3 exons. NCBI's taxonomy places the organism in Eukaryota, Fungi, Ascomycota, Xylonomycetes, Xylonales, Xylonaceae. The record is from RefSeq and is a predicted model, not a curated record. Bases 1 to 729 code for a protein of 242 amino acids.
AUGAUUAUUGGAUUGUUUCUGUGCAUUCUGGCGGCCACUGCCAAUGCUGGACCAAUUCUCUCGGACGGAUCUAGCCAGAAGAUUAUCGGCGAUACUCACCAUCUAAAUGAGGAACAUCAUCCCGAACAGAUCUUCUUACACUCUAGUAAUUCCACGACAAUCAAUUUCGAUGAUAUUAUUGCCACCAACGGGGUUGCCAAAAUCCACUCUCCGUAUCACAAUCUCGAGUUCUCCGCCUUCUCUAUUAUUGCGCCUAAUCAUCCAGCGCUCAGGGGCAGAAUCUCGGAGAAUGACCGGAACUCAGCCGUGUCGGCUCCCAAUGCAUUGAUAGGCUCCCGCUAUCAUGAGUCCAAUAGGUCGGACGAUUCUCCCGCAUCUUUCGGAAUGCAAUCGAAAUCGAAGUCCGAUUCAGGGCUCUUGCCGUAUUUUGACCUUUUAACCUUCUGGAUCAAACCUUUAGAUGCUCCGCCUCCUGGAACCACCAUCCAUGUCCGCGGUCACAGGUAUGAUUAUGAUGCAGAGAAAAAGCCACUCGAAUGGCAUGUUGAUUUCAUUGUUGGGUAUCACGAACCCUUUCUUGUAAAGAUUGAGGAGUUCUCAGGAAAGAAAUGGGACAAGCUAAAGAAGGUCGAAAUGUGGGCAAACUUUGGACUGGCUAAACUCGACUGGGAAUUCUGUGUUGAUGACCUCGAGGUCCAAUUCUACAGAGACGAAGCUGCCGAGCUUUGA